Messenger RNA from Knipowitschia caucasica, 2283 nucleotides. Lineage: Eukaryota; Metazoa; Chordata; Actinopteri; Gobiiformes; Gobiidae. The record is from the annotation of a GenBank genome assembly.
AUGGUAACGGCCUGUGCUGUGCAGGACCAGCGCUCCACCGUCCUCUCGCUGCAGAAGCUCAUCGUUCGGGAAGUGGCCAACGAAGAGCGCGGCCUCUUCCUCAUCACGGCCGGGAUCGAAAAGCCCGAGAUGAUGGAGGUGUUGGCGAGCUCCAAGGAAGAGCGCAACAGCUGGAUGCAGCGCAUUCAGGACGCCAUGCAGGCCAUGGCAGCGCUCCGUGAGAAGAGGAUUAUUCUGGAGGAGGCAGCAGGAGGAGGCGGCAGCAGCAGGAGGAGGAGGCAGCAGGAGGAGGCAGCGGGAGGAGGCAGCGGGAGGAGGCAGCGGGAGGAGGCAGCGGGAGGAGGCAGCGGGAGGAGGCAGCGGGAGGAGGCAGCGGGAGGAGGCGGCAGCAGGAGGAGGAGGCAGCAGGAGGAGGCAGCGGGAGGAGGCAGCGGGAGGAGGCAGCGGGAGGAGGCAGCGGGAGGAGGCAGCGGGAGGAGGCGGCAGCAGGAGGAGGAGGCAGCAGGAGGAGGCAGCAGGAGGAGGCAGCGGGAGGAGGCAGCGGGAGGAGGCAGCGGGAGGAGGCAGCGGGAGGAGGCAGCGGGAGGAGGCGGCAGCAGGAGGAGGAGGCAGCAGGAGGAGGCAGCGGGAGGAGGCAGCGGGAGGAGGCAGCGGGAGGAGGCAGCGGGAGGAGGCAGCGGGAGGAGGCAGCGGGAGGAGGCAGCGGGAGGAGGCAGCAGCAGGAGGAGGCAGCAGCAGGAGGAGGCAGCAGCAGGAGGAGGCAGCAGGAGGAGGCAGCGGGAGGAGGCAGCGGGAGGAGGCGGCAGGAGGAGGCAGCAGGAGGAGGCAGCAGGAGGAGGCGCCUUGGACAAAGAUGAAGAUGAAGGAAUUCCAAGUGAGACCGAAGACGACAAGCGACAACUGGAGACCAAAGCUCGGGAAAUGAGAGAUUUACUGAAGCAGAAAGACACCGAGAUCCUGUCCCUGCUGGAGGAGAAGGUGCGCCUCUUCAGGGGCAUGUGGGAGGGUCUGAGCUCCACAGACGAGACCUGUCAUCAGGGGCCCUUCUUCAGGUCAGACUGCAGCCAGGAGCCCCCCAGAGGGGCCGCCAUCAUGAAGGAGGCUCUUCAGGAAGUGGAGACAUUACAAGCUCUGGUGAGUGGCAGUUUGGGAGGGGCCAUGGCCAGCAUACAGGGAGGAGCAGCAGGAGCAGCAGGAGCAGCAGGAGCAGGAGGAGCAGCAGGAGCCGUGUGCCUCCCUCGCCGCGCUGAGACCUUUGGAGGCUUCGACAGUCAUCAGAUGCUCAGCAAUAAGAGUGCGGCCAAAGAUGAAAACCUGGACACAGCAGAUCUUCGCAGGACUGGAUCCGACAGUGUUCUCAAGAAGGGAGGAAACGCCAACCUGCUGCUUGUGAUGAAGAGGAACAGUGAGCAGCUCCUCCGCAGUGUCUCCCAUCUCCAUCUCCUGCUCAGCUCUCUACAGGCCGUGGUGGUGCAGCAGGACAGCUUCAUCGAGGACCAGCGUCAGGCCCUGAGUGAGCGCUCCUCUUCGGGCUCCUCUUUGGGCUCCUCUUUGGGCUCCUCUUCGGUCCCGUCUCAGUCUCGGUCCUCCUCCAGACCGGGCUCUCUGAUCGAGCAGGAGAAGCAGCGGAGUCUGGAGAAGCAGCGACAGGACCUGACCUCUCUGCACCGACAGCAGGCCGCUCACGCUGACCAGAGGAAGAGGAGGGAGAAGGAGUGGGAGCAGAGGGAGCAGCUGAUCGCCCACAAGGAGGCGCUCAUGCAUGCACAGGAGGAGGAGAUCCUACAGCAGCACGAUAAGAUGGAGGUGGAGAAACAGGAGCUGCAGAACCGGAAGGAGGAGUACCAGAGGGACCUGGAGAGACUGCGGGACGCCCAGAGGAAACUGGAGAGAGACCGAGAGACUGUGCAGCGGCAGCUCGACAGGAUGGACGAGCUGCGUCUGAGCCAGAGACUGACUUUGUCCACGUCAGAGCAGUCGCAGCUCGUGGGCAGCUCUCAGUCUCUGGAGCUGGAGCCAGUGGAGCUGAGUUCUGUGCCGUCUCUGAGGAGUAAAUCUAAAGGAAAAGGACUUAAUCCCUUCACCUCCUCAUCCACAAAUGCGAGCUGUAAGAACAGUGAGGCCAACAGCCAGCUCUCCAAAGGUCUGCUGCAGCUCGCCAAGAACAAGAGCAAAGAGAGCAAAGACAGGGACAAGAAGAAGAAGAAGAAGAAGGGGGAUCCGGCAGAAGACGGGCCACAGAUCCAGGAGGCUCCUCUGGACGGAGAGAUUUUCUUCUGCUAA